Messenger RNA from Abrus precatorius (Indian licorice), 977 nucleotides. RefSeq lists its product as uncharacterized. The transcript is spliced from 5 exons. Lineage: Eukaryota; Viridiplantae; Streptophyta; Magnoliopsida; Fabales; Fabaceae. The record is from RefSeq and is a predicted model, not a curated record. Bases 110 to 841 code for a protein of 243 amino acids.
CUUUGAUGUCCGACCUUUGGUGUCUUGAAAGGCAAAAUUUCAACUCUCAACAAUCAUUUAUUUGAGAAUUUAAGAGAUCAAUGAAAGGUUGAAGUGGAAGAGUUUAGAAAUGAGUCAAAUUUCAUCUGGAAUUGUUUGUGGUGGUAACAUUGGCACCAACUAUAUGGUACCAUUAUCGUUACCUUCAUCAUCAUUUGCUUCUUUGUCUUUUAACAGCUUCAUCCAGCACAAAGAACUGGUUUUGGGAUAUUGGGCACCUAGCAAUCAUAAAAAUGGCCUUAAACGAAGGAGAAGAGAACAUGGGGUGGUGGCAUCAAGCAACGUUGCUUCACCAUCCAUAUGGGAUGAUUGGAAACCUCUUAAAGCCUCUUCCACCCCUUCCCUCAGUGACAUUCUUUGGCCUUCUGCUGGGGCAUUUGUAGCAAUGGCAAUAUUAGGAAAGCUGGAUCAGUUAAUGGCACCAAAAGGACUCUCAAUCACGUUUGCACCGUUGGGGGCAGUUUCUACUCUCCUCUUUGCCUCUCCCACCGUCCCUUCUGCACGGAAGUACAGUGUGUUCAUGGCUCAAAUAGGUUGUGCAGCAAUUGGUGUUUUGGCAUUCACAAUAUUUGGACCCGGAUGGCUGGCUAGGAGUGCUGGCAUUGCGGCAUCUAUUGCUUACAUGAUUUACACCAACAGUGUUCAUCCCCCAGCCGCAAGCAUGCCAUUGCUUUUCAUUGAUGGUGCUAAGUUCCAUCACAUGAAUUUCUGGUAUGCUUUGUAUCCUGGGGCUGCAGGAUGCAUUCUGCUUUGUUUGAUGCAAGAGCUGGUUGUGUAUUUGAAGAACAAUUUCAAAUUUUGACCACUGCUCUUCACAUUGAUACAUCUCUCCUACAUUGGCAAUCUCUUCAAAUUUAAUUUACUAAAGAUCAUUCUUUGAUCAGAAUCACGACUGUAAGUAGAGGGCAUGCCAUGCUCCCAACCAAAAAUAAAUUUGU